AUGCAGGCCAACUUUGUAAUCAGCCUUGGAAACAAAGCCCAAGUUCCCAUAAUCUCAUAUUCAGCAACAAGCCCAUCUCCCACUUCAAUCAGGAGUUCAUACUUUUUCAGAGCUGCACAAAAUGACUCAUCUCAAGUGAAAGCCAUGAGUGCCAUCAUCCAAGCCUUUGGCUGGAGAGAAGUAGUUGCCAUCUAUGUUGACAAUGAGUUUGGGGAGGGAGUCAUACCUUCCCUCUCUGAUGCUCUGCAAGAAGUUGAUGCUCGAAUUGCCUACCGGAGUGUCAUUUCUCCAAAGGCCACUGAUGACCAAAUUGUUGCUGAGCUUUACAAGUUGAAGGAAAUGCAAACUCAGGUCUUCAUUGUGCACAUGUUCGCUGAUCUUGGCUCUCGGCUGUUCGACAAGGCGAAACAGAUUGGCAUGAUGGAUGAAGGGUAUGCUUGGAUAAUGACUGAUGGAAUGACCAACUCCUUUAGUUACAUAAAUUCCUCUGACAUAGAAAAUAUGGAAGGGGUGUUGGGUAUAAAAACUUUUGUCCCAAAUACAAAAGAGCUUGAAAGUUUUAGAGUUAGAUGGAAAAGUAAAUUCCAACAGGACAAUCCAACUGUCCAUGAUGUUAAGUUGGAUGUUUUUGGAUACUGGGCUUAUGAUGCUGCUUGGGCACUGGCCAUGGCAGUUGAGAAAGUUGGGGCUAAAAACUUCAACUUCCAAAAGAUGAAUAGUACAUCUGGUAAUUCCAGUACUGAUCUAGAAAGAUUUGGGGUCUCUCAAAAUGGUCCUCAACUUGUCCAAGCGCUAUCAGGUACCAUUUUCAAAGGCCUUUCAGGAAAUUUCAGUCUUCUUAAUGGCCAACUACAAUCAUCAACAUUUCAGAUAGUAAAUGUGAUUGGCAGUGGGGAAAAAUUGGUUGGAUAUUGGACACCCGAAAAGGGGCUUGAAAGAAAAUUAAAUUUGACAAACACAAGCACAUAUUCUACUUCUAAUGUAAGUCUUGGAUCAAUCAUUUGGCCUGGAGAUACCACCUCUGCUCCAAAGGGUUGGCAGGUUCCUACAAGUGGUAAAAGGCUGAAAAUUAUAGUCCCAGUAAAGCAAGGAUUUGCAGAAUUUGUGAAAGUGACACACGAUCCUAAGACGAAAAAAACGAUCGUCGAUGGAUACUGCAUAAGCAUCUUCGAAGCUGUAAUAAAAUCGUUACCGUAUGAUGUUCCAUACGAUUUAUAUCCUUAUGCAAAGCCUAAUGGUGAGAGCGCUGGCAGUUACAAUGACUUGGUCAAUGAAGUCUUUCUUGGGGUAGGAUUCAUAUCUAAGCUUAUUUGUUUUCCUUCAUCUAACAAAACAAAACUAUCCAAAUUAUUUACUGACACUUCCUCGGGAAGAAAAGGGUGCACAAUAAUAUCUACGCCCCCAUUUAAAUGGACCAAAAUCAAUCUGUCGAGCAUUGACAAUUCGACAUUGACUCGUUGGAUAAGGACAGCAGAUUUGAAUACAUUUUUGGAACAUUAG
Molecule: messenger RNA, 1500 nt
Organism: Prunus avium (sweet cherry)
Lineage: Eukaryota; Viridiplantae; Streptophyta; Magnoliopsida; Rosales; Rosaceae
Source: RefSeq, a predicted model, not a curated record